UGUUGUCGCUGCAGUUGCCGCCGUUUGUUUAUUUGCUUUUGUAUCGCAAAACUUGUUGCCGCAUUUCGUUUCGCUUCGCUUUUGGCCCACAGACAACGCAGUCAGUUAGCCAGGCAGGCGGCCGUGCUGCGCUUUUGAUCUGCGCAUCUUUAAGAUACUUUUUCGUUCAGUUCAGUUUCAGUGUUUGCAACUCAAGUGCGCGCGCGCGUUACGAUUUUUGUUUAGCAACAGCCGCCCGCCCCAGCCGCCCCCCGAAAAAAACAAAAAACUUCGACUCAAACGUAGCCGGUUGCUGCUGUUGCCGCUCUUCCCCCUCCCCCGCCGCCGCCACCGACGCUGCCAACAUCCCCUCCCCUCUCGCCCACUCGCGUCGCGUGUUGUUUCUGUGCGUUGAGGUAGCUUCAGCUUCGCCCGUUUCAGUUUCAGUUUCAGUUUUGCGCUGCGCCGUGUUUGCUCUGCACUUUUUUCAGCGCUUUUCACGACGGCAUUUUGCGCGCUUUCGGUACCGCGAAUAAAUCGCCCGAUACGUUAAAUAUAUAUAUAUAUAUAUAUAUAUAGAGUAUUUCCCAACUUAAAACUGCCGAUGUGCCAAGUCCGAAGUACUUGCUUUGCUAAACGCCGCAAAUGUAAUUGCCAUCGAUUUUUGGCCAACAAUUAGGCAAAAGUGCGAUACAGAUUCAUGAAAUAUUUGUGAGUUUUUAUUGUGAGUUUUAACAGAAGAGUGUGGCAGUUAAAGCAGUUCAAAGCUAAAGACGUUGUCGCCGGCCAAUUGACCCAACUUGUGAACGUUGCGGAAAAGGGAGAACAAAAAAGCCUGGCUGGAAUUGUUGAAGGCAAAGUAAAUUGUGCUUGUAUCUAUGUAUAUGUUGUGUAUGCUGCUGCUGUCACAGUUAGCUGUAAACAUUGAUUAUGCCAUUGUUGCUAGCAAACUACUAUCAACAGCAACAGCAGCAGCAACAUCGUCAGCAACAGCAGCAGCAGCAACAGUUGCAGCAGCAGCAGCAGCAGCAGCAGCAUCGCCAGCAGGUUGCUAGGGCUGCCAGCAUUAACGGCAUGUUACUUGAAUACAAAAACGCUUGCAACACAAAUCAGAGCAGCAGCAGCAGCAGCAGUCACAACAACAACAGCAGCAGCGGCAGCCGUGGCAUUCGACAGCUGGCCACAGCGGAAGCACUAACAAUGUCAACGCCAACAACAACAACCAAAUACAAAAUGAAUAGCGAUGCCAGCGACAGCGCUGCAGCAGCCACGCUGCUCUAUCAUCAUCAUCAUCAACAACAACAACAGCAGCAGCAGCAGCAACAUCAUCAACUGCAGCAGCAACACUUGCAGCAGCAGCAGCAGCAGUUGCUGCUGCAACAGCAGCUGCUGCAGCAACAUGUCGCCAGCAACAGCCCGCUGCAACAUCUGAGCAAUCUGUUUGGCCAGCAUUUGCCUACGCACAGUCUGCAGCAUUUGAUAACCGCCGAGUACUGGCAGCAGCGCUGCCCCGCAGCAGCAAUUAAAAGCGAGCCAACAACUCAAUCGCCAGCGCCAUCGCCAACACCAACAACAAAACCAACAACAACAGCAACAGCUGCUGCUGCUGCAUCUGUGUUCGACUUCACGCGGCAGCAACACGUCAAUUUUGCCGCCUCAUUAGUCGCAUUACAACAAAAUGAUGCAGCGCCCGAGGCGACAGCAACAGCAACAACAACAGCAACAGCAACAACAACAACAAUACAGGCAACAACAUCGCAGCCAGCAUCGGCAGCAACAUCGCCGGCGCCAGCAACAAGCGAAGCCAAUGACGAGGACGUCGACAACGGCGACGACGACGACGACGACGACAACAACAUGCAAAAUGCAGGCGCUGCCUGCGAGUCGAUCUACCUAACAGAAGCCUGGCUGCGACCUCUUGGCCACAAUGGAGGGCGUGCUGCGGCCAAGCAACAACAACAGCAACAACAACAGCAACAACUUCGGCAACAACAGCAACAGAUGCAUAUCUGA
Drosophila montana is the source of this 1992-nucleotide messenger RNA. RefSeq names its product myb-like protein AA. Lineage: Eukaryota; Metazoa; Arthropoda; Insecta; Diptera; Drosophilidae. The coding region runs from base 910 to 1992 and encodes 360 amino acids. The transcript is spliced from 3 exons. The record is from RefSeq and is a predicted model, not a curated record.